Messenger RNA from Erinaceus europaeus (western European hedgehog), 1303 nucleotides. It is a transcript of the gene WHR1, whose product is annotated as serine/threonine kinase 19. Gene Ontology annotation, biological process: positive regulation of Ras protein signal transduction; protein phosphorylation. The transcript is spliced from 7 exons. NCBI's taxonomy places the organism in Eukaryota, Metazoa, Chordata, Mammalia, Eulipotyphla, Erinaceidae. The coding region runs from base 132 to 914 and encodes 260 amino acids. The record is from RefSeq and is a predicted model, not a curated record. Gene Ontology annotation, molecular function: protein serine/threonine kinase activity.
GGGCAUUGACUCCACCCCUCUCAGCCCGGGAGCUAACUAGGAGACGUCUUUACGUCACUGAUCUCCGCCGGAAGACCGUGAUCUGUUCCUUCAACAGCUACCUGUUCCCUGGUACCUGGAGUUCCUGAACUAUGAGCCGGAAGAGGCACAGUCUUGUCCAGGAGACUUUUGGGCUGAAGAGGCGGCGGGAACAAGGGCACGUAGAGGCCGAUUCUUUGAGGGGGGGCUCAGGGUCGGCGCGCGCCGCGCUCACGGAGCUGGUGAAGCUGUUUCCGCGGGGCCUUUUUGAAGAUGCGCUACCGCCCAUUGCGCUGAGAAGCCAAGUGUACAGCCUUAUGCCCGACCGGACGAUCGCUGACCGACAGCUGAAGGAACUUCAAGAGCAGGGGGAGAUCAGGAUCAUCCAGCUAGGCUUCGACUUGGAUGCCCAUGGAAUUAUCUUCACCGAGGACUAUAGGACCAGAGUGCGUGUGAUGUGGGAGGUCCUGAAAACCUGCAGUGGCCGACCAUAUGCUGGGACAGUGGAGAAAUUUCUCACUUCAGUGUUUCCAGCCUGUGGGGACCUUAGUUUUCAGCAGGACCAAAUGAUACAGACCUUUGGCUUCAGGGACCCAGAAAUCACGCAGCUGGUGAAUGCUGGAGUCCUCACUGUCCGUGAUGCUGGGAGUUGGUGGCUAGCUGUGCCUGGAGCUGGGAAAUUCAUCAAGUAUUUUGUUAAAGGGCGCCAGGCUGUCCUUGGAAUGGUCCGGAAGGCCAAGUACCAGGAACUACUCCUUUCGGAACUCCUGGGCCGGCGGGCACCUGCUGCAGUGCGACUUGGCCUUGCCUACCAUGUGCAUGACCUCAUUGGAGCCCAGAUGGUGGACUGUGUCUCCACCACUUCUGGAACUCUCCUCCGCCUGCCAGGUACAUGAGGAUUGUGCUCAUCACUGCAUAUCUCCUUAGAGUGAGAAGAGGAGGGGUCCAGGAGCACUGCCCAGAGGUGGUUGAAAGGGUCACUUUGGGGAGGCUCAGGAGCCAGGAUGAUCACUGGGCUUGUGUCCAUGCAAAGGGUAUGACGUGAUUGCUGCUGUUUAUCUGGACUCUGACCCACUGUGGUGGGGUGUGGGCAGUGCUUCUUUGCCCUGCAUAAAAGUGGAGCAAGAAACCGCCAAGGCAUGGCUGCUGCCUUCCAUGCCGCAAGGUGCUGCUAUUACUGUCUGGGGAUAGGGAGGUGGGACUUCUGGAGAGACCGGUAGAGGAGGGCAGGGUCUCUUCCCGUUCUUAGUGUUGAAACAGCCAAAUAAAAUACUUUUGCUUGUGA